AUGGCAUACUGCCAUAGAGUGGCAAUGAGAAGAAGUGCUACAGAUGGCAAGGUCUGGUUUCUAUUUUUUAAUCUACUGAGGAUCGAGUCACAACAGAGUAUGACUUCAAUUACUUUGGAUAAAUUUUGGAUGUUUGGGAUUUUACUCUCGAUAUGGACAAUCGAGCACCAGUCCAUGGUCUUGCCCAAUUCUAGUCUGGCCUUUAAUUCUGUGGAAAACUGUCCUGGAAACAAAACAGCCGUACAGGAUGCCUCACAGAGACUCAACUGUUCUUAUGGUGUUUUUGUCAGCAAAAACGAGUACCACUGUGUGCCAAUCUGGGAUUUUAGUCAUCUUGUAGAGUUUUGCCUCGAUCAAAGUGGGUUAAUACAAUCUGGAGUUUGCAUGGUGUUGGAUGGAAAUGGUCUCAAAUCUCGUCCAUGUUCUGAGUUUAUAAAAGGAUGUCCAAAUGUUUCAUAUCCUUCAGAAGAAAUGUAUAAGUUUCCAGCCUGUACACGGAUUAACAGAUAUCACAAAUGUUAUCUUGAGGAUGCAAAUUGUCAAAUGUCCACUAGGCAACCUGUUACGAAUAUACAAGACGGAAAUUCCACAUUUGAUAUGGAUUCAACAACUUCGCAGGAUAUCUUUUUACAAGUGUUUUUGCCUCUUCUAGUUUUAGCAUUGUUAGCAGCAAUAGUGUUUUCGAUAUAUUUAAUAUGCAACAGAAAAGGCAACCCAACACAGGUCGGAUCGGAAGAGGAAGGAAUACAUUUGCUCCCAACGAACGAACAUUCUGGAAAUUUAGAUAAGCCUGGGACAACAAAAACUUUAGGGGAUGACUUCAAGGAGAAAGUUAAGGACGACGAGUUUCAAAAAAGGUUUAAGAGACAUAUUCAGGAAGGAUAUGAAGAAGUUUGCCCAAUAUCUCAAAUUAUCAUAGUUGGAGAGAAUGGGGUCGGGAAGACGACUCUACUGUAUCGACUACAAGGAAGAACAGAGGAAGAAAUAGAAAAAAUAACAUCAACUCGUGGUGUAGAAUUCCAUGUCAGAAAGGAUAGCUUCAUCGUAAACGCUGGAAAUCUUGAGAUAAAUCAAGAGGGAAUAAGCGGCUUGACAAUAGAUCCAGACACACUGAUUAACGAACUUCUGUCAGAGAAGCCAGAAAGCAAACAAGAAUCACAUGCAAAACAGGCUAAAAAUGAACAAUCCGAAGAAAAGAAGCAAGAAUCACCUACGGAUAAAAGUGUGAAAGAGACAGUACCAGGUGGUGAGAAAAAAGAUGAAAGUAUUGAAUUGACUGAACCAGAUGAAGAAAUGAAACAUGAAAGUAUUGAAUUGACUGAACCAGAUGAAGAAAUGAAAGAAAUGAAAACUGAAGUAACCGAACAAGCUACUCCAGUCACUGAAGUAAAAUAUACAGCAAAAAUGAAAAACCUUGCCAGGUUUUCCGAAGAUAAAGUUGAAAAGGAUAUUCUGCCCUUCAUACACAGGAAGUUAAAAGAGGAUGAAAGUAUUUUGGCACAAUUAGGGAACAAAAACAAUAUUGUAUUAGAUGUUCUGGAUUUUGCUGGACAGGGGGCCUAUUAUGCGUCACACCAAACUUUUAUUCGAGAAGAUGCCAUAUACAUAAUAGUUAUUGAUGCAUCUAGAAGUGUAGAAGAAAAAUGUGGGGAAAAUAAAGAAAUAGAAGUUGCAAAAAAUGAAUCCCUUGACUUAUCUAAUACAUCUUUUUCAAAUUGGUGCCAAAAAGAUUACGUUAAGUACUGGUUAAAUACUAUCAAAAUCCAUGGAGGUGGGUGUGAAAAGAUUAUUUUCGUCGGUACACAUAGAAGAAAUGACACUGCCUGCCUAAAAACAUACGCUUAUAAUUUGUCAGCUAACUCCUCUCGUUUUGAAUUUUUCUUUCUGAAAGUAUUUUGA
Molecule: messenger RNA, 1899 nt
Organism: Saccostrea cuccullata (small rock oyster)
Lineage: Eukaryota; Metazoa; Mollusca; Bivalvia; Ostreida; Ostreidae
Exons: 18
Coding region: 1-1899 (632 amino acids)
Source: RefSeq, a predicted model, not a curated record